Aspergillus uvarum CBS 121591 is the source of this 1248-nucleotide messenger RNA. RefSeq lists its product as uncharacterized. The coding region runs from base 423 to 1076 and encodes 217 amino acids. The record is from RefSeq and is a predicted model, not a curated record. Lineage: Eukaryota; Fungi; Ascomycota; Eurotiomycetes; Eurotiales; Aspergillaceae. The transcript has a single exon.
CUCAUGCUCAUGCUUGCACCUCGCUUGACACUAAAUCGUAUUGUUCUCUCUUUCUAUGAUUGAUUCUGGAUCAGAGCAAGCUUCAACAGAAUGUGAUAUCAUGGUCUUGCUGCUUUCUAUCCGUUGUCGGAGCGGUGGGACCCUCAUAAUGCAACCCAACACAACAUCUUCUCCAGCCCCAUUACGCUUCUCUCCGACUGGAUCUGUUUGAGCUCUGUCUGCCCUAUCCUUCUUGCAACAUUUUUUUUUCCAUUUGCAAAUCAACAGAUCAAAGCACUGCAAGUGUAACGGCGAUAUUGUAUACAUAAUGUCCAUUCAUACACAUACCGAUCUUCGAAACGCUUUCUAAUGCAGCAUUUACACUCUAUGAAGACAGCACUUUUCAUUACCUGACAAUUUUUGGCAACACCGGCUAGAACACCAUGAUCAAAGCUGAGGAUGGUUCAGUGCCUCCUCUCUCUCGGCUUCGGGAUGACCCAACAUGCUUCACUCAGGAUAUUCCCGGUCCCGCUUCGGCCUCCUGGCAACCUGCUGCGCACGAGUCCCCCUCAGUCAACAGCCACAUCGAAGAUCAAACGAAUGUGAUAUUGCCAUAUGCGAUCGAAGAACCCGAGGAUGAGCCUGCCGACGCCUGGGAGGAGGCACGUGCGAGACCGAGGUCGGCGUUACUUCUCCAUGAAAGUUCGGACCCCAAGCAAGAUGAUUUGGCGGACUCGAUGGAGGGCCUUUGUUGCGAUUCGGACCCUACAAGCCGCCGCUCAAGCUUCGCCGCUAAACGGGGCAUGAAGCGAAAGCCGUCGAGUGCGCCAACCGCACCUAGCCAUCCAACUCGAUCACAUUCGACCAGCAACUCUUCCAAUAAUCAAGAGGGAGGGUCCAACGGUCGUCCCAAAAGACAGCGUAGGCGAAGCCAGCGUUCAAAGAACCAUAUGGGGCUAUUCUCCGAUGUGUUAUGGCACGGGGAGGCCAGUGAAACCGGGUCAUCGGGCAGUUACGACUCUCGAUCCUCUUCCGCGGAUCCUAGUAGUUCCCACCCCUAUGCGUCCGCCGCGCUAGAUCAAAUGGACAUCGACUGAGUGAGCGUUACAUGAGCUCCUGGCUUCCCACGAGCUUCAUAGCUUGUUGCUGGCUCUGGCGGCCCGCAACAUGUGACACGUGACGUAGUGCGGCUACGCUUGGCCGGAAAGGGCUGGACUAUUCGAUGACGUCACCAACUUCUCAUCGCCGUCACUUAUACUGCUCUCUUUG